CCACGUGGUUUGAGCGUGUCUCCAUGCUGGCUAUUCUUCUGAACUGUGUGACGUUGGGAAUGUUCCAGCCCUGUGACGACGUUCACUGUCUCAACAACCGUUGCUCUUUCCUACAGGCUCUGGAUGACGGUAUCUUUGUGUUCUUUGCGGUGGAGAUGCUGGUGAAGAUGGUGGCUCUGGGUGUUCUAGGUCAGAAGGGUUACCUUGGCGACACCUGGAACAGACUGGACUUCUUCAUCGUUAUCAUCGGGAUGUUGGAGUAUUCUCUAGACGGACACAACGUCAGCCUAUCAGCCAUCAGGACUGUCAGGGUGCUCCGCCCACUACGAGCCAUCAACAGAGUACCCAGUAUGCGUAUCCUGGUGACUCUGCUCCUAGACACUCUCCCCAUGCUGGGGAACGUUCUGGCACUCUGUUUCUUCGUCUUCUUCAUCUUCGGCAUCGUUGGCGUGCAGCUGUGGGCGGGGCUACUGAGGAACAGGUGCUUCAUGGGAGAAGACUUCAAAACGAUAUACAACGUCUCCUUCCUGACUGUGUACUAUCGUCCCGAGGAGACGGAGGACAUCCCUUUUAUCUGCUCAACCAAUCGGGAGAACGGAAUGCUGCGGUGUUCCGACGUUCCGCGCCGCCGAGUGGACGGGUCCUGGUGCAUGCUGGGGGCAGAAGGGGUAGGGGAGGGGCCUGUGGCAGAUGGACCAAUAGGAGGCGGGUGUGUGAACUGGUACCAGUAUUAUAAUGUCUGUCGGGCUGGGGAGCGAAACCCUCAUAAAGGAGCCAUCAACUUUGACAACAUCGGAUACGCCUGGAUUGCUAUCUUUCAGGUGAUAACUCUGGAAGGCUGGGUGGACAUCAUGUACUAUGUAAUGGAUGCUCACUCCUUCUACAACUUCAUCUACUUUAUAUUCCUCAUCAUCGUGGGCUCGUUCUUCAUGCUGAACCUGUGCCUGGUCGUCAUAGCGACCCAGUUCUCAGAGACAAAGCAGCGCGAGAACGCCCUGAUGAGGUCGGAGCAGCGUGCCCGUUACCUCAGCAACGCCUCCACUCUGGCUUCCUAUCAGGAGCCGGGGUCCUGCUACGAGGAAAUACUGCGCUACAUCGGACACCUGUACCGCAAACUGACCCGCAGAGUCGCCCGGGCCGUCACACACUGCUCUACACACACACCUCGCUGUACUUGUUGGACACGCACACACCAACACACACCCAAAGGAGAGGUGAACGGACUGGCCAAUCGGCACUCGGGACACACCCAUGGCGUCUUCCACCUUCGUCCUCCUCCUCUUCCUCGUCCAUCUAACUGUGUGGGGGUGGAGAUGAGUAACGGGGGAGUAGGGAGGAAGGGCAGGGAGUUAAACUACCCCUCUAUCUACCCCCACGACCUCUACGACCUGACCCCCGACCCCAGCUACAUGACCUCCAGGGGGAGGGGCCACACCGUCACACUGGUGUUAGAGCACGAUAAGAAGGCAGAGCACAGGGAGUCGUUGCCGUGCCCCUACUGCGUCCACGACGACCAGCUUUGUGACAACGACCAUGCCGAUUUUGAACCUAGCAACCAGGGCCAUGGCAACCUGAGCCCUCGCCGCGUUAACAGCCUUCGGCGUGUAGAUGGACAGGCCUUGAGGCCAAUCAGAGACCUAGUUGGGUGGUGGGCGGAGCUACAGGCCAGGUUGGAGCAUGUGGUGAGCAGUAGAUACUUCAACAGAGGGAUCAUGAUCUCCAUCCUCAUCAACACUCUCAGUAUGGGGAUAGAGUUCCACCAACAGCCCCAGGAGCUGACUGACAUCCUAGAGAUCAGUAAUCUAGUGUUCACCAGUCUCUUCAGUCUGGAGAUGCUGCUGAAGCUGCUGGCCUUCGGACUCUUCGGCUAUAUAAAGAACCCGUACAACGGCUUUGACAGCGUCAUCGUCAUCAUCAGUGUAUGGGAGAUCAUUGGGCAGGCGGACGGCGGUCUGUCAGUCCUGCGUACGUUCCGUCUGCUGCGGGUCCUAAAGCUGGUCAGGUUCCUGCCCGCCCUGCGCAGACAGCUGGUGGUUCUGAUGAAGACUAUGGACAACGUAGCCACCUUCUGCAUGCUGCUCAUGCUCUUCAUCUUCAUAUUCAGUAUCCUAGGCAUGCAUCUGUUUGGCUGUAAGUUUGGUCUGAAGCUGGACAGUGGAGACACGCUACCUGACAGGAAGAACUUUGACUCGCUCCUCUGGGCUAUCGUUACUGUGUUCCAGAUUCUGACUCAGGAGGACUGGAAUCUGGUCCUGUAUAACGGUAUGGCCUCCACCUCUCCUCUCGCUGCUCUCUACUUUGUGGCUCUGAUGACCUUUGGGAACUACGUCCUCUUCAACCUGCUGGUGGCCAUCUUGGUGGAGGGCUUUCAGGCGGAGGGUGAUGCUAACAGGUCAGAGUCCGACGAUGAGAAACUGUCGACCUUAGAAGAGGAGGAGAAGAUGAAGGAGCUGUAUUCAGCAGAGUUGAAGCUCCAGGCGAUGAUGUUGACUCCUAAUGGCCUUCUGAAUCCCCGAGCCUCCAUGCCCCUCCCACCCACACAGUCACCGUGGCAACAACCGCCGCCACCAUCCCCACGGCAACGCCCGCCACUCAUCCUGCACACAUUGGCCACGCCCACAACUUGCGACAGCCAAUCACGACGGGGCAGCGCCGUCUCUACGGAUACAAGCAACACCCUGGACCCCAGGUCGCCGUCUCCAUGGGACAGCCGACGCGCCAGCUGGUCUUCUAUUGGCCGAGGUCCCAGCCUACAGCAGCGGAGGAGUCAAUCAAGUGAGAGGGAUUCUCUGCUGUCAGAUGGGGCGGGGUCAGAAUGGUCCAAUCCCAGCUGGGGGUGGAGCAGGGAGGAGUCUUUCGACCUCCUGGACCAAUCAGAGUAUCUGACCGUGCCGAUGCUCCGCCCACCUGACUGUAACGGGAAGACCUUUCACCUCCCUGACGCCGGGACCCUACGUUACUAUAGCGACCACGAGGAGGAGGAGGAGGACGCUGAGGAGAGUGUGUGUUUGCGGGUGAAGCUGGUCCUGGAGCCCUAUAAACCCCAGUGGUGUAGAGAUCAUGAGGACUGGGCUCUCUACCUGUUCUCCCCAUGUAACAGGUUUCGUCAGUGGUGUCAGAGAGUGAUAACUCACAAGAUGUUUGAUCACAUAAUCCUCCUUUUCAUCUUCCUCAACUGCAUCACCAUCGCUCUGGAGAGACCAGACAUACAGACACACAGUACAGAGAGAGUGUUCCUCAGUGUGUCCAACCAUAUCUUCACUGUGAUCUUCAUAGCAGAGAUGACCGUUAAGGUGGUAGCCCAGGGUCUGUACUCAGGUGAAGCAGUCUAUCUGAAGAGCAGCUGGAAUGUUCUGGAUGGACUGUUGGUGUUUGUAUCUCUGCUGGACAUUCUGGUUUCCAUAGCAUCCGCCGGCGGUAACCGUAUCCUAGGAAUCCUCAGAGUGCUGCGACUCCUGCGUACCCUUCGACCCCUCAGGGUGAUCAGUCGAGCCCCAGGUCUGAAGCUGGUAGUAGAGACUCUGAUCACGUCUCUGAGACCCAUCGGAAACAUCGUCCUCAUCUGCUGCGGCUUCUUCAUCGUUUUUGGAAUACUGGGAGUACAGCUUUUCAAGGGUAAGUUCUUCCACUGUGAGGGGGCGGACGUGAGGAACGUGACCAAUAGGACUGACUGUCUCCGUGCCGGCUACCGGUGGACACGACGCAAAUACAACUUCGAUAACCUGGGACAGGCGUUGAUGUCUCUGUUUGUCCUGUCCUCUAAAGACGGGUGGGUCAGCAUCAUGUAUGACGGACUGGACGCCGUUGGGGUAGACCAGCAGCCGGUGAGGAAUCACAACCCGUGGAUGCUCCUGUUCUUCAUCUCCUUCCUCCUCAUCGUCAGUUUCUUCGUCCUCAACAUGUUCGUGGGCGUCGUCGUGGAGAACUUCCACAAGUGUCGUCAGGACCAGGAGGAAGAGGAGGCCAAGGCCCGGGAGGAGAAGAGAGCCAAGAGAGCAGAGAAGAGGAGGCGGAAGGCCCAGGAGAGGCCCUACUAUGCAGACUACUCCCCGGUGCGUCUCACCAUCCACACGUUGUGCACCAGCCACUACCUGGACCUCUUCAUCACCAUCAUCAUCGCUACCAACGUCCUCACCAUGAGCAUGGAGCACUACAACCAGCCGCAGUAUCUGGAGGAGGGGUUGAAGUAUUGUAACUACGUCUUCACUCUCGUGUUCGUUAUCGAGACGGUCCUCAAACUCAUCGCCUUCGGGCUGAGACGCUUCUUCAAGGAGAGGUGGAACCAGCUGGACCUGGCCAUAGUGUUGUUGUCCGUCAUGGGCAUCACUCUGGAGGAGAUUGACCUCAACGCAUCACUGCCCAUCAACCCCACCAUCAUACGCAUAAUGAGAGUACUGAGGAUCGCUAGAGUGUUGAAGCUGUUGAAGAUGGCAACAGGGAUGAGAGCUCUACUAGACACUGUGGUUCAGGCCCUGCCUCAGGUGGGGAAUCUGGGUCUGCUCUUCAUGUUGCUGUUCUUCAUCUAUGCAGCACUGGGAGUGGAGCUGUUUGGGAAACUGGAGUGUUCCGAGGAGAACCCGUGUGAGGGUCUGAGUCGUCACGCCACGUUCCAGAACUUUGGCAUGGCGUUCCUCACCUUGUUCCGCGUUUCCACCGGUGACAACUGGAAUGGAAUUAUGAAGGACACGCUGCGGGACUGUCGUCCAGAGGACCGCUCCUGUCUGUCCUACCUUCCUCUGGUUUCUCCGGUCUACUUCGUGACCUUCGUCCUGACGGCCCAGUUCGUGCUGGUCAACGUGGUGGUGGCGGUGUUGAUGAAACACCUGGAGGAGAGCAACAAGGAGGCACAGGAGGAGGCAGAGGAGGAGGCCAAGGAGGAGGAGGCGCGUCAGGAGGAGGCCAGGCAACAGGAGGCCAGGCAAGAGGAGGCGCGACAGGAGGCCAUCUGUCCCUUUAGCAACGCCACAGUGGGCGGCGUGGAAUCAUCUGGACAGGUUGUGGAAGAAGAGCGUUGUCGUGGUAGCCUGCUGACCGCGGGCCGGCCGUCUCUGUCUCGUAUGAUGUCUCUGCCUAGCGACAGCUACAUGCUCCGCCCCCUACAGCCUCUCGGACACACCCGCUACCCUCCCAUUGGCCACGACACCUACAAGGGAUGCGGUUUCUCAGGUUCUGUCUACUCCAUGGGUUCUAGCGGAGCAGGAUCCCUACUGCAGGUCCCGGGGGCGUUACCGUCUGGAAGCCACGCAUCCCUCAGCUCCAGGGGCUCCAGCUGCAGACCCACAGUCAGGCUCAACCCCUCCCACAGCGUAGACAGACACUCCCUCUCCAUGGCGAGACACACCCCCAGGAGGCCUGGCCACGUUGACAGCAGACGGGCCUCUUAUAUACAUAGUCCAUCCCACAGUAUGGACACACAUAGUUACAGACUCAGCCCUGCUCAGAGCAUCGACAGAGACUCCUCCCGUUACCUCGAUAGACGGGCCUCUUAUAUCCACAGCACCUCCCACAGCAUGGACAGUAGACACACCCCUUAUUUCCACAGCCCCUCCUACAGCAUGGACAGUAGACACACCCCUCGUAUGGAUAGACACACCCGUUAUAUCCACAGCCCCUCCCACAGCAUGGACAGUAGACACACCCCUCAUAUGGAUAGACACACCCCUUAUAUCCACAGCCCAUCCCACAGCAUGGACAGUAGACACACCCUUUAUAUCCACAGCCCCUCCCACAGCAUGGACAGUAGACACACCCCUUAUGUCAGUAGCCCCGCACACAGCAUCAAUAGACACACCCCUCAUAACAAUAGACACACCUCUUAUAUGAGUAGCCCAUCCCACAGCAUGGACAGACAGCCGGGACCCAGCUCCUCCCUCAGUGCGAGAAGACAGCUGAGGAGACAGGAGGCGGUGCGUUGUGACUCUGAGGACCUGAGCUGCAGUUCCACCGACGAUCUGCGGGGGAGCUCUGUCGAAAGCACCCACCUCACCGUACCCAGCAUGCACCUCUCACCGCUACCCAGCCUGCCCCCUGGUGGUAACACACACCUGGACGUACACCACCCCUCCUCGCCGUCCCGUGCCCCCCGAGGACGCACCUCCAGCGCACACACACUCCGCCACACACACACCGUACACACACUGCGUCACACACACAGUCAGAGGGUUAUAUCUACCAGAGGACACAGUAGGAGCCACAGUGAUAGUGGGCCCCAGCGGCCCCCCAGCCCUCAGAUCUCCACCCCUCAGACAACAGACAACCCACAGACACCCCAGAGACCUGAGAUACCCCAGACCCCAGGUCCCAGCCUCACCAUCUCUCUCUGCUCUAGAGGUCCCAGCCUGUCCCUCUCCUCCCCCUCCACACCCUCAAUCCCCAGCCCCAACCUCACCAUCUCUACUCCCUCCACUCCCCAGAGCCCUCAGACCAGCUUUGGCCCAAAGCAGAGUCCCAGUUCCAGCCCUGCCUUCAGCCGUGAUCCAUUUCCCCUGAGCCUCGGUUCCAGUCCUAGCCGUCUCCCCACUUCCUUUCCAGAUGAGACUGAUGAUGAAGUCUGUUGCAUCACACACCACGCGUCCAGCCCCUCACACACACCUGAACACACACACCACACGUCCAGCCCCCCACACACACCCUGCUCUCCCCACACCUCCCUCCACGCCUGCCUCUCAUUUGAAGAGGACCAGAGGAACCUAUGUCUCAGCAGCCAAUCGGCGUCUCCCGUUCGAGAGUGGACCAGGAAGCAGAGGAUGAGCCCGCCCUGCAUCUCCGUAGCCCCACCUGCUGAAGCCCAGGUUUCCACGGUGACCCAGUCGACGGACAGCAGCAUGCAUCUGAGGAGGCGGACCCUGUCGGUUGACUCCGCCUCUCAGAGAAACUCAUUGGACACGAACCCAGCGGAGACACGCCUUUCUGUCCCCUUUCUCCAAUUGGACUCCAGCUUUAUAAGCAUCACGGUGGAUUCUGACCAAUCAGGAUGCUCGUUAUUGACGGACAGCGAAUCAACCGUUGAGGGGGAAGGUGAGGGGAGAGAAGGGGGAGGAGCUCGGAACUCUCAGUCUCUGCUGGGAUUGGUUCCCAACCCUCUCAGAAGGAGGAGCUUAGUGCGCAUGCUCAGCACACGGGAAGGAGAGGAAGAGGAGACUCAACCCUGACCUCUGACCUCUAAGAAAUAGUUUCCUUUCUCCAACCAUCCUCCUAGAGAGACUCUGGUGAGGCAGCAGGGUUUUAGUCCAGCCCUGUUGGAACAGGUCUGAUUCAGCCAAUCAGCUGUUGAUAAGGACAACCCUGACCUCUGACCCCUAACCCCUAACCCCCCAGAAAGACUGCUGUGCUGUAGCCCCCCCCC
Messenger RNA from Oncorhynchus kisutch (coho salmon), 7345 nucleotides. Its product is annotated as voltage-dependent T-type calcium channel subunit alpha-1H. Gene Ontology annotation, cellular component: neuron projection; voltage-gated sodium channel complex; voltage-gated calcium channel complex. The transcript has 35 exons. Gene Ontology annotation, biological process: calcium ion import; membrane depolarization during action potential; positive regulation of calcium ion-dependent exocytosis. The record is from RefSeq and is a predicted model, not a curated record. Gene Ontology annotation, molecular function: low voltage-gated calcium channel activity; voltage-gated sodium channel activity. Lineage: Eukaryota; Metazoa; Chordata; Actinopteri; Salmoniformes; Salmonidae. Bases 24 to 7151 code for a protein of 2375 amino acids.